Molecule: messenger RNA, 1249 nt
Organism: Silurus meridionalis
Lineage: Eukaryota; Metazoa; Chordata; Actinopteri; Siluriformes; Siluridae
Gene: fank1
Product: fibronectin type III and ankyrin repeat domains 1
Biological process (GO): regulation of apoptotic process
Cellular component (GO): nucleus
Molecular function (GO): protein binding
Source: RefSeq, a predicted model, not a curated record
UGACGGACUAAAACCUGACGUUUAAUGCAAUAACAGCUAUACGGAAAGUUUACCGUCUGCUUGCUGUCUUUACCGCGGAAAUUAUUAUCGACUUAGUAAUGAGCAAAACAUUGCCUACAGACCAUAUAGAAUCAAAGAUGGAUGCAGCAGAUUCGAUCAGUGGAACCUCUGUGUCUCCUGAAGUUCUCGUGGUUGAAGAUAUCAGUCAUUACAGUAUUGCGCUGAGCUGGAGAACGUUGCAGGAGGAACGCAGCAGCUGCCCUAUUGACAAAUGGACUCGCUUUGCUGUGGAUCAGAUGAAUCCCAAAACCGACACUUACAAAACCAUAUAUGUAGGAUUCAGCACUGAAUAUAUUGUGGAGGAUUUAAAGCCAUGCACAACAUAUCAGUUCAGACUGAGGAUCUGUAAAGCAAAUGGAGAGUGCCUUAUCACUCCAACUGUUUCUGCCUUCACUUGUCGGGAACCCCGGUAUGGCAAAGACCUUCACCAAGCUGUGAACAGGAAUGAUGAAGAGGGACUCCUCAGAGUGUUGAAGGCUGGGACUGUGGAUGUCAAUGUUUGUGAGAAACUAGGACUUACACCACUCAUGGUGGCUGCGCAGAAAGGAUUUACCAGGAUGGUCCAUGUAUUAGUAGAACACGGGGCUGAUAUUCACAUUAAGAAUAGCAGUGGUAAAGACGCUCUGAUGCUGGCUUGUUUUGCUGGGCAUUUGGAUAUUGUGAUGCAAUUGCGCCAGUUGGGGGCUACAUGGCAGUCUCAAGACAUAGCUGGCUGCUCUCCUCUCCACUGGGCUGUAGAUGGGGGUCACCUUCCUGUUGUCACCUACAUGAUUCAGAAUGGCUGUGAAGUAGAUGUGCGGGACAAUGUGUGGUGGACUCCGCUGAUGAGAGUGUCAGCAGUGACCGGAAACUCCGCCAUGGCACAACUUCUUAUCGAAGCUGGAGCUGACAUCAAUGCCCGAGACAAGGAUGGAAAGACAUCGCUCAUGAUAGCUGUGUUGAACAAUUAUGAGCAGCUGGUGAAGCUCCUGCUAGAUAGUGGUGCUGACCGACAUGUGACAAAUGAGUUUGGAUCAAGUGUAACCGAAAUGGCCAAAGCUUUGGCAAAGCAGAACAUCAUUGACUUGUUGGAGGAAAACAAGUACCUGAGUGACCAUGCUGAGCACCUGGUGUGAGGCGCAGCACCGAGAAGAUAGCACAGAUCCUGUCUUGCUCUAAGGAGUUCCACAGGGGUGUGCAGUGAGUCCAA